This is a messenger RNA of Penicillium concentricum, 909 nucleotides long. Its product is annotated as RTA1 domain-containing protein. NCBI's taxonomy places the organism in Eukaryota, Fungi, Ascomycota, Eurotiomycetes, Eurotiales, Aspergillaceae. The transcript has 3 exons. Gene Ontology annotation, cellular component: plasma membrane; fungal-type vacuole. The coding region runs from base 1 to 909 and encodes 302 amino acids. The record is from RefSeq and is a predicted model, not a curated record.
AUGUCCGACUGGGAAGAAUUCAGGAAACAACUGCAAACCGGCUGCCCUGCCUAUAUCGAAGACAUUGACACUUCAUAUGGAUAUAUCCCAUCGCUAGGAGCAGGCAUUGCCUACUGCGUACUCUUUGGUCUCUCGAUGAUCCUCCACACAGUCCAAUUCACCUGGAAACGACAAUGGUGGGCAAGCGUGUUCAGUAUCGGAUGUUUGGUCGAAGUAAUCGGCUGGGCCGGCCGUACAUGGUCAGCCAAAUGUCCAUACAGUGGAGAUGCCUUCCUAAUGCAAAUUUGCACCCUCAUCAUCGCUCCGACUUUCUUCACAGCAGGCAUCUACAUCCUCCUAGGUCGUUUCAUCCAACUCCUCGGCCCCGAAUCCUCCAUCAUAAAGCCAAAGCUCUACCUCUGGAUCUUCUGCACCUGCGACGUAAUCUCACUCGUCGUCCAAGCCAUCGGCGGCGGCAUGGCCUCCGGAGAAGCCAACAAGAUCGACGGCGACACCGCGCCUGGCACCCACGUCAUGGUCGCUGGCAUCGUAUUCCAGCUCUUCUCAAUUACCAUUUUCGUCUUCUGCGCGAUUGAUUUCAUCCGUCGGGUUAUACGCAAGCGUCUGCUGCAGUCGGUGAACGGCUCGGUUAUCCCCCUCUUCGCUGCCAUGAUACUUUCCAUCGUCUGUAUCUAUAUUCGGAGUAUCUAUCGUACGAUCGAGUUGUCGCAGGGAUGGGAUGGGUAUCUCAUUACUCACGAGUCGUACUUUAUUGCGCUUGAUGGGGCUAUGAUGGUUAUUUCCGUGGUUGUGUUUAAUUUCCUGCAUCCUGGAUGGAUGUUGCCCAGUGGGAAGUCUGAUUCGUAUAAAAUGGAGGAGACUUCGGUUGAUCAACCGGACAGGUACCAGGGUCCACCUACUCACUACUGA